This is a messenger RNA of Caenorhabditis elegans, 1065 nucleotides long. RefSeq names its product Tetraspanin (gene tsp-13). Lineage: Eukaryota; Metazoa; Nematoda; Chromadorea; Rhabditida; Rhabditidae. The record is from RefSeq and is marked reviewed. The coding region runs from base 17 to 982 and encodes 321 amino acids. The transcript has 8 exons. Gene Ontology annotation, cellular component: membrane; plasma membrane.
AAGUUUCAGAUACCCCAUGCCACAUCAAAAAUACGUGGAUGACACCCGUAGGGUGUAUUCCCCAGUUCCAUCGCCAUCAUAUCAUAAUGGAAGGAGUAUGGUUUCAAGUGAUAUGUAUACAUACACUACUGAUACUAAUGUUACCGAUUCCGAGUAUGCUAACCGUGCUGGAUGUGGAGUUUGGGCAAAAUAUGGGAUUUUCACUGCAAACAUCGUAUUUUUAAUAGUUGGAGGGUUGCUUCUUGCCAUGGGAGUUUGGCUCAGGACGGACAGUCGAUUCAGAAAUUUUAUUAGUGAACGAUACCGCCAAGCCGUUCAAGAAGCCUUUUGGGAGGCGCCUACGCUAUUCGCCUUCUCCUAUAUUAUUAUAGUUUUGGGAGCAGUUAUGAUGGUUGUUGCAAUGUUAGGUUGCUGUGGAAUAACCGGAAGAUCUCGUCCAUUCCUUAUUAUCUACUCCAUGGUAGUUUUUCUAUUGCUGGUGGCGACAUUAAGCUGUGGUAUAUAUCUUUUGUACAAAAAGGACGGGCUCGACGUGGAAUUAUCCGACGCCUUAAACUACAUGGUUCAGCACUACUAUCAGGGUCCUGGAGUUGUUCAGGAGUCUCUGGACCACUUGCAAACCGCUUUUAGGUGUUGUGGAAACGCCGGUUGCUCCGAUUUCCGAGUUUUUCGACAGGAUAUUCCCAGAUCCUGUGAUAUACGUUGUGAUGGAUGCCAUUUUCGAAUAAUGAUAGCUCUUCGAAUUGGCUUCUCGGUCACCUUAAUUGUAUUUUCUGCUGUUGUAUUGUGCCAAGUACUCACUAUUUGCUUUGCGUUGUAUUUUGUAUUUAUGAGGGAGAAGGAAGUUAAAAUUAUCUACGUAGAACCUCCACAUCGCCGUCAUAGUCACCGAUUAACACGGGAUACCCUCCGCGACCAUGACCUUCCAUUUCAACUGCAACCGAAAAAACCAAGGAGAUAUGCUUCCAAGGAGAGAUAUUAGAUUUUUUUUGGCAAAAAAUUUAUUUGUAUAUUUUAUUAAAAAUUUUAUUGAAAUAAACGGGUUUAACUUAUUCGCAUAUAAAA